Purpureocillium takamizusanense is the source of this 1907-nucleotide messenger RNA. RefSeq lists its product as uncharacterized. The record is from RefSeq and is a predicted model, not a curated record. The transcript has 4 exons. The coding region runs from base 88 to 1782 and encodes 564 amino acids. Gene Ontology annotation, molecular function: flavin adenine dinucleotide binding; electron-transferring-flavoprotein dehydrogenase activity. Lineage: Eukaryota; Fungi; Ascomycota; Sordariomycetes; Hypocreales; Ophiocordycipitaceae. Gene Ontology annotation, cellular component: cytoplasm.
CGGUCUCUGAGAUUGUGCCCAGACGGAAGACGCGUGUGUCUCUCCGGGCAUCAGCGUCUCAUCGACGUGUCCAGAAAGGUCGCAUGUAUGUCGUCGUCCUUGCUACCCGCCGCUGCCAUCCUCGGCCGGGCGUGCCCACGGCGCACAGCUCCGCGUGUCCUGGUACCGCCGCCACUGUCCAUCAGCGCUACCCGACCCAGCAGUGGUGGUGCUACUAGUAGUAGCAGUAAUAUCCCUACCCCCUCGGUGGUGCUCGCCUCCUACUGCGCCCGACCCUCGCUUCUCCCCCAGCGGCAGCGGGUUUUCCCUUUUCUGCAACGUUCCCCAAAGUCCUGUCGCGGCCGACGAGCAUUGCAUACUAUUCCCAUCACCCAGCCUCGCCUCUCUAUAGCUGUUGCUGCUGCUGCUGCCGCCGCCGCUCACACCCCGUCGACUGUUUGGGAUCCGCCUUCACGGGUCCGUAGACGGAACUUCGUCGCAGCUGCUGCCACCCCUUUUCGUCAGGGUUUCAAGAUGGGUUCCGUUCCGGACGCAAACGCGCCCACCGUCAAGGUGUUCAUCGCCGGCGGGUCCUACUGUGGCUUGUCUGCGGCCGCCAACUUGCUCGACCUCGGCCAGGGCCUCUCCCCGCGCAUGGCCCAAGAGGCCUAUGUCCACCACGCCGACCUGCCGCGCGUCAACUGGGACAUAACCAUUGCCGAUGAGAGGGACGGCUUCUUCCACCUGAUCGGGUCGCCUCUGGCUCUCGCAGACUCAGACUACGCAAACAAGGCCUGGGUCAAGUUCCAGGACCUGGUCGGCCUGCAGGAUCCCCAGAUUAAGUUUGUCAACGGGGCCGUGACCAGCGUCGACUGCGAGGCCAAGAAGGCUACCACAGUUGACAACGUCACCAAGGAGGCCACCACGCACGAGUACGACUACUUCGUGGCUGCGACCGGCCUGAGGCGGGUGUGGCCCGUCGUCCCCCAGUCCCUCACCCGCAAGCAAUACCUCCUCGAGGUCGAAGAGCACAUACACGCCGUCACCAACGCCCAGCAUGGCGUGGUGGUCGUCGGCGGCGGUGCCGUGGGCAUCGAAAUGGCCGCGGAGCUCAAGCUGGUGCAGCCUGACUUGAAGGUCACCCUCGUGCAUUCGCGGGACAAGCUCCUGUCCUCGGAGGGCCUGUCGGACGAAUGCAAGGACAAGGCCCUCGAGCUCGUCCGCGAGGCCAACGUGGACGUGCUGAUGGGUCACCGCCUCAAGAGCACUAACAAGGUCGAGACCCUUGACGGGUCGACCAAGUACGAGGUGGAGUUUACAAACGGGCACAAGAUGUAUGCCAGCCAGGUCAUCAUGGCCGUCUCCAAGAGCGUCACGACUUCGUCGUACCUGCCGCCCUCGGCUGUCGACGAAGAGGGCUACGUGAAGAUUGAAACCAGUCUGCGCUUUGAGCCGGGCACGCCCAACCACGAGUACCACUUCUGUUCCGGCGACCUGGCCAGGUUCACGGGCAUCAAGCGCUGCGGCGCAGCCAUGCACGGCGGGCACUACGUCGCCCAGAACAUCCACAAGAGCAUCCUGAAGGAGAGGUGCGGCCAGGAGCCCGCCUUCAUGGAGUUCCGUCUGGAGAUUCCGCCCAUGAUCGGCCUCGCGGUCGGCAAGAAGGCGGUCGCGUCCGGGCCGGAGGGGACCGUCUUUGGCGAAGACGUGAUGCAGUCGUACUUUAGAGACGACCUGGGUUUCACGAUCUGCUGGGACUGGAUUGGCCUGGGGGGCCGCAAGCAGGAGAACCUGACGGCUUGAUGAUGAUUCUAAGAGAGCGCGAGCCUAGAGGUAUGAGGCAUAUUGGAAACGGUAGAAAAUUUGGCGUUAUUGGAUCAUGGGAGUUGAUUUUUACAGCUAUGACACCGCAAUAGCGUGUCAAGAAC